AUGCAGUCGACCAGCACGGACGUGUGGAGUUUCAAAGGGGAGGGGAAUGCCAACAUUGUGUUCGCUUACACCGGCACGGAUGCCACUCUUGCGGGCAAGGUCCUGCGCCUGCGCAAGGCCCGGCCCAAGGACUCUGCUGCCGUCCCCGACCCAAUGGCAGAGCUGGAGGCCAGGGUCUGGGAGCCUGCAAUACCCGGCUGGCGACACAUGGGGGUGCUGCAACGCGAGGCGGCCUAUAUUAGUGAGAUCCUGCUGCCACUGCUGGGGCCCGCCGCAGCCGCGGCUGCGGAGGCCGCAGCCGAGCCUGCCCCCGCGGCGGCCACCCCUGCCGACGGCGGCCGCGGUGCCGCUGGGCCAGACGGCGCCGCGGGCGCCGGCGAGGCGCUGCAACUGCAGGCGGUGCCGGCCGCGGCAAACCAAAUGGAGGUGCCACAGGACUUGGCAGCCCUUCUUGAAUCUGAGGGACGGCGGCUGGCGCCAGGGGUGGUGGGGCAGCUUAUUCCAGAUCACACGCUCUUGCCGGCAGGCUUCCGCCCCGACCUCCGCCGUGUCGGCCCCGCCGUCUGCGUGGAAGUGAAGCCAAAGGCCGGCCUGCUGCCCACGAGCCGCCACAUCGCGCGGGAGCACGCCGUGAAGCUGCGCGUGCCCCGUUUUGCGCUGCACCAACUCCUGAAGCACCUCAAGGGCAAGGCCCCGGCUAUCAGUCGCUACAGCCCCCUGGACCUGUUUGGGCCAGACCCCCGCCUGCAGGAGGCUGCGCUGGCGGCGCUGAUGGAGUGCCCCUACAACAACCUCAAGGUGUUCGUAGAUGGAGACCUCGUCUUUGGCGGAAAGUCCGACGCGCCGCCGGCGCGCGCCGCGCGGCCGCGCGGCAGCCCCCAGCAGCUGCCCGCCUACCCGGGCAGCCCCCCCAAAUCCGCGGGUCCGCCUGCCGCCGGCGCUGACGCCGGGCCCGACGGCCCCGGCGAGGCGGCGCUCGCGCCGCCGCAGCAGCAGGUGCACUGGCCCAGCAGGCUCGGCCGCGUGGCGGCGGCGCCACUGGAGCCGCUCGUGCUUCCGUCAGCGGCGGUUGGGAGUCCGCGGCCUCACUAUGACGACCAGCAGCGGCAGGAGCGGCAGCAGCAGCAAGAGCAGCAGCAGCCAAAGCAGCCAAAGCAGCAGCAGCUCGGCCCGUCGCCGGCGUCGCCGCGCCGGGCACCCGCGGCGUGCCUGGGCUCCCCGCAGCGCCUGGGCUCGCCGCAGCACCCGGAGAGUCCCACCUGGGCAGCGCGGCGCUGGAGCGUGGCGGAGCUGCUGGAAUGCCUGCGGGGUUUCCCGGUGCUGCCCCCUGAUGCGCAGCACCAGGAGCAGCAGCAGCAACUGCAGCAGCGGCAGCAGCAAGAUGGGAGCUCCCUUGGCCAGGCGCCGCGCGACGGCAGCGGCCGUGACAGUGACGGCGCCUCAGACUCCGCUGUGCUGCAGCUGCAGCAAGCGCCCCAGCGCAUCCUGUUUGCCGGCGGCCGCUGCGCCGGCAGCGGCGGGGGCGGCGGCCCGGGCGACGCCGCGCGGGAGCGGCUGCUCUGCCGCCUGCUGGCGCGCGUGCUGCGCGCUUCGGGCGUGCUGCCGCGGCUGCUGGCGGCGCAGCGGCUGGACGUUUUGGACGUCGAGGGUGUCGCGCCGCUGAUGCGGCGGCUGCUGUCCGGCCUGCAGGAAGGGGGCGGGGGCGGGGAUGUCAGCCGGCAGCAGGAGGAGCAGCAGGAGGAUUCCCAGAAAGAUUUGCAGCAGCAGGAGGAGCGGUCGUUGGGGGCCUCGCGGCAGGUGCAGGAGGAGGAGGAGGAGCAGCAGCAGCAGCAGCAGCAGCAGCAGCAGCAGCAGGAGCAGCAAGGUGAUGCCGCCAUGACAUGCCUGAGCUCGCUGCAGACCGAUCCUCAAACCCUGCGAGACGCCGCCAGCAUGCGGCUGGAGGACAUCGGGUACGAUGCGGCCCUGCAGCUGCUGCGCGGCUACCUUACCGCCGUCACUGCCAAAGACUGCGGCGUCAUGAUUACGCUGCAACAGGUGGAGCCUCAUAACGGCGCCGGCAGUGGCGGGUCCAAUUACCAGGAUUGCGAUGUGAGCAGUGGCAGCAGGGGGGCUCUGAGCGAGGGGUGCGGGGGCAGCGAUGUCCGUGGGGAUUGCAGCGGCGAGGGAACCAGUGACUGUGAAUGUGGCGGAGUGAUGUACGAUGACGUCAGCGGGUGUCAUUUCCUGUGGCGCGUCAACCUGGUGGAUCUGGACCUCAAACCCCUGGCCAAGAUCCCCAUCCACGAGGCUCUGGACCAACGCAUCGUGGCUGCAGCGCUGGACCACUCAGAUCUGCUAGAAUCCGCCGCAGCUGCGCGGCGGCGCUGGCUGGCCGCCUGGCUCAGGGACUACGGCGCGAGCGCCGCUGCAGCCCGCGGCGGCCCGCGCGGUACGCGGGGCGGCGUAAGUGGUGUUUAUGGAACUGUCGAGCCAGAAUGA
Monoraphidium neglectum is the source of this 2481-nucleotide messenger RNA. RefSeq names its product Inositol-pentakisphosphate 2-kinase. The transcript has 8 exons. Gene Ontology annotation, molecular function: ATP binding; inositol-1,3,4,5,6-pentakisphosphate 2-kinase activity. Gene Ontology annotation, biological process: inositol phosphate biosynthetic process. Bases 1 to 2481 code for a protein of 826 amino acids. The record is from RefSeq and is a predicted model, not a curated record. Gene Ontology annotation, cellular component: nucleus. Lineage: Eukaryota; Viridiplantae; Chlorophyta; Chlorophyceae; Sphaeropleales; Selenastraceae.